AUGAUCUUCCACACAGGACCAACGAAGCCUGCGCUGGUCCUGCUCUGCUACGCAGGGACCUGGCUGGCCAUCUGCAGCUCGUCCUUUGGUGCACCAACACGAGAAAAGAUAACCCUCACACUUAGACUCUUGAAACACGAGUCUAAGGUUCUUUAUGAGAACUAUAAAGGAAACAUGGCAUCUGGGAUGUCAGUGAACGAGUCACUACAGCUGCCCUGCUUCAGUCUGGGCCAGGAAGCAUUGACCAACAUCUCGGUCAUCAAAGCACAUCUGGAGAAAGUCAAAGUGUUGAGCAAGAACGCAGUAGAUACUACUAAGGUCACAAAACGGCUAGAGGACAUCAGCUGUUCCGACCCUCCGAAUGUAAACAUUUCUGGACCUGGAGAUGAUGUCUAUGCUCAAAAAGGGUUCAUGCUUACUGUUUUAAAGCGGUUCUCAGACUGCAUGGCAGAACUGCAAGCUAAGGACAGUAUAUGCUGA
Molecule: messenger RNA, 480 nt
Organism: Arvicanthis niloticus (Nile rat)
Lineage: Eukaryota; Metazoa; Chordata; Mammalia; Rodentia; Muridae
Source: RefSeq, a predicted model, not a curated record